This is a messenger RNA of Mycena citricolor, 2482 nucleotides long. The record is from the annotation of a GenBank genome assembly. NCBI's taxonomy places the organism in Eukaryota, Fungi, Basidiomycota, Agaricomycetes, Agaricales, Mycenaceae.
CGGCGGUCGGAGUAAUUUAAAUGGCCGCUUCUGGUUCGUGUGCAUACGCGUGCCACCUUGUGUCGCGAGUAGAGCAGACAUGAGUCCCUAAUUUGUUGAUCUCCCUUGGUCUUGUUCUCCAUGUCCUUUGCGACCUACGCCUCGCAGUUCCUGAACCGCCCACCGGGGCCAGCAGCCUCUACGUCGACCGAGCAGCACCCCAUGUUCUUCUCGUUCUCGAGCGACGCAGACGACAGGCUGGAUCGUAGAAAUAUGGAUAUGGAUAUCGAUGAUACCGACGAUCCGCAUUUCAGAUACAGCUCCAGUGCCGAGCUACCGGACGUCGACGACGAAGACCCCUACCUGAGGUUGGACGAACCUGAAGUAGACGAAGAUACUCAAACAGAGAACGCAUUUGGGAGGAAACCACAGUAUCCGACGGUAGAGCAGUACCCAGAAGAUGAUUUGGACUCAGAUGAGGAGGGGGAAGGCGCCGGAUGGCUCGCGCACGCACACAGGCAAUCACCGUCACCUUUGCGCGCCAAACGUAACAGCACUCCCUCGCCGCGGGCGCCUCCGCGUUCGAUAUCCCCACCUCGACAUGAGCACGAGCCCCAAUCGCUAUCACUUGCCCUGUCGGAAUCCCUCCUUCCCCGGACUGGACCAGACGUCCACGCCUUUCAUCUUCCGUCACCUUAUUCUCGGCGCCGACGCCCACAACCUAAUGCCCGCGCCGCCGCGGGGUUUCUCGCCCUGUACUCGGUUUUGUGUAUAUGUUCAUUGUUAUCCCUCGUCUUGCACGAGGCCGGGGAGCAGCCGGCACCUCCCGCGCUGCUCCACACCAUACCGCUGCUCACAUUCUUUACUGUACUAUCCGCUUUCCUAUCCUACCUCCACUUGGCGCUCGUGCGUGCUUUCUUACGACCAGUGCUUCUGCUCUCGGCUCUAGCUCCGCCCCUCGCUCUGUUCCUAAGCUCUGUCUUGGCGUUUGCGGGCUCGUUCAGCGCAGGCGCUGGUUGGGGCUUGAGGCUGUUCUCCAUCGUCCCUCUGUUCUUCGCCGUGCUCAGUGUACGGACCCUUCCGGCUGACCUUCGUCGGGCUUCACGGUCACCAGGGCUGUUAGCACUCGCUACAAGGAUCUUAUUCUUCCGCGCACCGCUUCUAUUGCUGCUGUCUCCAAUCAUCCUCCUCGGCGGCCUCAUAGCCAGUCUCCCACUGCUCACUCUGAUGAUCCGUUUGCCACUCUCACACACCUGGUAUCUCCGGGCGGCCAGUGCAGUGGUCGUUUUUUCGACACUCCAUCUCUACUUCUCUGCGCGCUCGCUGCAGAGGAGUGCAGUUGCCGGCACUCUUGGUGCCUGGUACUUCUCGGUCACGAUAUCCGCCCCUGCCGACGCAUUGGCGACCGGCCACCCGGUACUGGACGCCCAAUUGCGUGUGCUCCACGCUGCUCUCGAGCGACCACCAGGGCCACUUGUUUUGUCCGCACUUUCGUCUCUUGUGCUUACACUGCUCGAUAUGGUGCGCACGGCACUGCGGUGGGCCCCGAUGGCACUGCCGUACCGGCCCGUUGCGAUCUGCGCCGACUUCCUUUUGGGGAAAUUGCAUGCUGUGGGUGAGCGCGUCAGUGGUGGCGCUCAUGCUGGGGUGUAUUGUGGGUUGAACGGCCGUGGCUGGUGGGAAGCUGUCACUGGCGUGAGAGAGUUGAAGGCGGCAGGAGGCGAGCGGGUUCCCCCGCCGCUGCCGUUACCGCGUCCUUAUAUGCUGGCGCUGCCGUUUGCGCUGAUGGUAUACCUGCGAGCUGCUGGUGAUCGAGAAGGCGAAGAAGGCGUCAGCUAUGCGGAUCAGCAACGGGCUGCGAUUGGAGCUGCGAUUCUGGCUGGUGCUGUCUGUGCCGCAGUGAGCUUGUUCUGUGCGGGGGUAGUCCGAGAUUGUGCCGACACAUUGUACAUCUGUCAUCUUAUCGACCGGACGACGGGAAACACGACCAGGGACAGCGAGAGACAAGAAGUUUGGAAUGCGUUCGAUCCAUCACCCACACAGAACGCACCUUCAGACCCAGAGCAAGGCCUUGUCAUCGGUGGCUACAACAUCGGCAAUCUGAACCUCGGCGCUUUCCCGUUUGGUUUCGGUGGUGCUCAGACCGAGGCAGCUGGACGAGAAAGCGGAGGGCAGGGCGAGGAACCUGUCUAUGCUCGCAUGCGCCGGACCAGCGAGGAAGCGAAUCGAAAGGUCCCGCCCCCAGCAGAGCCGCCACGAUCUCAGGCGCUUUCAGCGUCGGCUGCAUCUUAUCCCACGGUAGAGGACGGUUCGGACUCGGAUUCGCUGGACUCUAGGUCAAACACAGGCGGAGACAGUUUCGGUGUUUUUCCUGGAAGCGGACUCUUCUAGAUUGUUUGUACCAUACACACACACUGAUGAUUGUCGCCUCGUGAUCAGAGUGCGAGACAAAGACGAGGAAUAACCAGUCCUUGGUAUUUGUUUUGCUCUAAUAAACACGCGA